AUGCCACAGUAUGAAGACAAGGCUUCAACUAUUUUAUUACAUACCGAAGUAUGUGUCGUUGUUUGGCUUACGACUGAAUUGAGUCUACGAGUAUGGAGUUCGGGUUGUCGGUCUCGUUAUCAAACUCUGAUGGGCAGAAUGCGUUUUAUGAAAAAACCAUUUUGUGUACUAGAUUUAACAGUAAUUGUCGCCACUGUCGUUACAUUAUGUUUGAACAGUCGUGGUGGAAGUGGUGUAUUUGCGGCUAGCGCAUUAAGAGGUUUAAGGUUUUUUCAGAUUUUACGCAUGUUAAGAAUGGAUGAUCGUCAUAAAUUUGAGACGUAUGCAGAUGCACUAUGGUGGGGAAUUAUAACCUUAUGCACGGUUGGAUACGGUGAUCGUGUUCCAUCAUCUAAUUUUGGAAAAUUAAUUGCUGCUAUAUGCUCAUUAAUUGGCAUUUCAUUUUUCGCUUUACCAGCUGUAAGUACGAUAUAUUUGCCUCUAUGUAAAUUUCCAUCUCUCUCUAUCAACAGGGGAUUCUGGGAUCAGGUUUUGCGCU
Didymodactylos carnosus is the source of this 538-nucleotide messenger RNA. The record is from the annotation of a GenBank genome assembly. NCBI's taxonomy places the organism in Eukaryota, Metazoa, Rotifera, Eurotatoria, Philodinida, Philodinidae.